Molecule: messenger RNA, 2175 nt
Organism: Chanos chanos (milkfish)
Lineage: Eukaryota; Metazoa; Chordata; Actinopteri; Gonorynchiformes; Chanidae
Gene: gspt1
Product: G1 to S phase transition 1
Exons: 14
Coding region: 153-1847 (564 amino acids)
Molecular function (GO): GTP binding; GTPase activity
Source: RefSeq, a predicted model, not a curated record
GGCGCUUUAUGCAUUAUACACUCCUUUAAGAUUAUAUCAAGGAACGUAUCCAGGAUAGGUGAUAAAACCAACGGCUUUAUAAGUGGUUAGCUUUAAAGUUAACUGCGUCCUGUGUAUCAAAAUCUUGAGCUGACUGCAUUACUACAUUCACUAUGGACACGAGUGACACAGCCCCUGAUUCCUGGGAGCAAGAGGACGAUGUUGAGGCCGAAACUGACGCCGAACUUCAGACUGCUUUUACUGGCCUCAACGUCAAUGCCCCUGAAUUUGUACCAUCAUCUUUUCAGAGAGGGCCCCCGGAGAAUCCACAGUCUGAUGGUACCGAUACAGUUGCCAACAUGGAAGUCUCAGAAACAGUGGCUGCAGUGGCAAAUGGGGAGGCGAACACAAACACGGAGACGUGGGAGGAGAAGGCAGAGCUAGAUGAGGAGGAGCCCGGAAGUGGGUCUUUGGCAGAGAGCAGAGUAUCUGCUGAGGAGACGCAAGAAGAAAUGAUGGAGGAAGAUGAGGAGGAGAUGCCUGCCCCUAAACCACCUGUUGCCGCACCCAACGCCCCCAAAAAGGAGCAUGUUAAUGUUGUGUUCAUCGGACAUGUGGAUGCUGGCAAGUCAACAAUUGGUGGACAGAUCAUGUAUUUGACUGGAAUGGUGGACAAAAGGACCCUUGAAAAAUAUGAAAAGGAAGCUAAAGAGAAGAACAGAGAAACUUGGUAUCUCUCCUGGGCUUUGGACACAAACCAGGAGGAGAGAGACAAGGGAAAAACUGUGGAGGUAGGAAGAGCCUACUUUGAAACAGAGAAGAAGCACUUUACUAUCCUGGAUGCCCCAGGUCACAAAAGCUUUGUACCCAACAUGAUUGGUGGGGCAUCGCAGGCUGACUUGGCAGUGCUGGUAAUCUCAGCCAGAAAGGGAGAGUUUGAGACAGGUUUUGAGAAGGGUGGACAGACUCGUGAACACGCCAUGUUAGCUAAAACAGCUGGAGUCAAACACUUGAUAGUUCUUAUCAACAAAAUGGACGAUCCCACUGUGAACUGGAGCCUGGAGAGGUAUGAGGAAUGUAAGGAGAAAAUUGUGCCAUUUCUGAAAAAGGUGGGCUUUAACCCCAAAAAAGAUAUUCAUUUCAUGCCCUGUUCUGGACUGACUGGAGCCAACCUAAAAGAACCCUCUGACCUUUGCCCCUGGUAUACGGGUUUACCUUUCAUUGCACAUCUGGACAGUUUGCCAAAUUUCAACAGAUCAAGCGACGGCCCCGUCAGAUUACCUAUCGUCGACAAAUACAAGGACAUGGGCACAGUGAUCCUUGGCAAACUGGAAUCAGGGUGUAUCAGUAAAGCACAGCAGCUUGUCAUGAUGCCAAACAGGCACACCGUGGAGGUUCUGAGCCUUCUUUCGGAUGACGUGGAGACUGAUGAUGCAAGCCCCGGGGAGAACCUGAAACUGCGGCUGAAGGGCAUCGAGGAAGAGGAGAUUCUGCCUGGCUUCAUCCUAUGCAACCCCGAGAAUCUCUGCCACUCUGGCCGCACGUUUGAUGCCCAGAUUGUUAUCAUUGAACACAAAUCCAUCAUAUGCCCAGGUUACAAUGCAGUCCUCCACAUUCAUACAUGCAUCGAAGAAGUUCAGAUAACCGCCUUAAUCUGUCUCGUGGACAAGAAGACGGGCGAAAAGAGUAAAACACGACCUCGAUUUGUGAAACAAGACCAAGUGUGCAUCGCCCGUCUCAGGGCAGCGGGAACCAUCUGCCUGGAGACUUUUAAAGACUUCCCUCAGAUGGGAAGGUUCACCCUGAGGGAUGAGGGCAAAACUAUUGCCAUCGGCAAGGUGUUGAAGUUGGUUCCGGAAAAAGACUAAAUGGGAACAGCAGAAGUGUCCUGAUACGCUCUGGGGUCUGGGAGAAGGAUGCGACAGUCAGCUGACUGGCAUUUCUCCAUUCUGCACCAUCUACCCGCCGUGGAUCAACAAAUGAAAAGCGUGUUUGAAAAAAAAGGACUUUAUCAAAGAGACAGAGUCAGUUUUUAAGAAGAUCAGUGUAAAAAAACAAAAAGCAAAACAAAAACUAAAAACAAAAACAAAACAAAAAAACAAAGAGAGAGAGAUGUUUGUUGUGUCAGCUUUCUCAUAUUGAGAGCUCAGCUAUGCCACACAUGUAGCCCCCCCCCCCCCCUCCACUGGCCCAUUU